This is a messenger RNA of Triticum dicoccoides, 1911 nucleotides long. Its product is annotated as FBD-associated F-box protein At5g60610-like. Bases 227 to 1711 code for a protein of 494 amino acids. The record is from RefSeq and is a predicted model, not a curated record. Gene Ontology annotation, molecular function: protein binding. The transcript has 2 exons. Lineage: Eukaryota; Viridiplantae; Streptophyta; Magnoliopsida; Poales; Poaceae.
UCUCCGCCUCUCGACUACUCUCGCCCGUCCCCUUCCGUUUCCACCCAAGCAGACCGCCGGCGGGCGGCCUCCACACCCCCGCCUCCCACUUCUUCCUCCCUUGCUCGGCCGGCUCCGGCGACUCCUAUCCGCAUGCCUGGAGCCCCCACGCGCUCCUUCUCCCCCAACAUUGACCCCCUCGAGUCUCGACUGAAGCAAACCCUAGCCUCCCGUGCGCCUCGUGCAAAUGGAUGCGGCGGGUCCUAGCCCGAAGCGGAGGAGAUCGGCCUCGCCCGGUGUGGAAGAAGACGGAGGAUGCGCCGACUACAUCAGCGCCCUCCCCGACGCCGUGCUUGGCGACAUCAUCUCCCUCCUCCCCACCAAGGAAGGCGCCCGCACCCGAAUCCUCGCGUCCCGGUGGCGCGACCUCUGGCUCUCCGCCCCUCUUAAUCUCGACUGCCGUGAGCUCACCGCCGGCAGGAAUGAAGUUCGCUCCGACGUCGUCUCCCGCAUCCUUUCCUCCCACCGGGGACCCGGCCGUCGUCUCUACAUCAACACCUGCAUCCACUGGAUACCAGCAGACACCGUGGAAGCUUGCCUCCGAUCCGCCGCUCUGGACAACCUUGAGGAGCUUGAUUUCAUCAACCAUCUGUUAGAGAAACCACAGCGGGCAUUGAUCCUCCGCUUCUCGCCCACCCUCCGUGUUGCCAACAUUGGUGGAUGCAACCUCUCGGACGUCAACUUCCAUGAGCUCCACCUUCACUUCCCCUUGCUUAAGCAGCUCGGUCUUGUAAAUGUCAUGAUCUCGGAGAGCUCGCUGCAUAGCCUGAUUGCCGGGUGCCCAGCUCUCGAGUGCUUGCUGAUUGACAUGUGCUCUGGCUUCCGCCGCAUCCGAAUAAACUCCCCAACUAUUAGAUGCAUGGCUGUGAGAGAAUAUGGGAUACCGAUAGAGUCACUGCUGCUUGAACAAAUCGUCAUUGAGAAAGCUCCUUGUCUUGUGAGGCUGCUUUUUGAGAGGGGCAGUAUUCUGCAGGUAACCGUACUCGCAGCUCCUAAACUGGAGACUUUAGGCUUCAUUAGUGAUAAGUGCAGGUCAGGUGAAUUGUCCAGACUCAUGAUUGGCUCCACUGUUAUUCAGGUAUGUCCUAUGGCUUCUCAGUUGCAUUUCUAUGCGCAGAAAAAUUGCCUAUCACCUGACCUGUGCACUGGCCUAAUAUUGUGGCUUUCAUACUUGAUAAAGGGAUUGUGUGUUGAUAACCUGAUAACAGUGGUACAAACUGUCAAGAUUUUGGCUCUUGAUAUGCACAAUCUUAGUUUGGAUACUGUUAUUGAAUUGAUGAGAUGCUUUCCGUGCUUGGAGAAGUUGUACAUUCAGUCAUUUCAAUCAAGACCGGGGAAUUUGUGGCGUCGUAAACACCGGAAUCUGUUAAAAUGUUUUGACAUGAGUCUGAAGACGUUAGUGUUACAACUAUAUCGGGGGAAGAAGUCGCAAAUUAACUUUCUUACAUUCUUUGUAUUGAAUGCGAAAGUGCUAGAGUCAGUGACACUUGGCAUCACAACCAGGAAUAACAAUGAGAAGUUCUUGGCAGAACAACGCAGGAAGCUUGAGCUGGAGAACAGGGUUUCCAGAGAUGCUCAGUUUCAUUUUAGAACUGGUAGUUGUGUCCGCAGUUCUUAUGAUAUCAAGCAUAUCGGUGAUUUGGAUUUAACUGAUCCAUUUGCACAUAUGUAGCUACUUGUUCUUGCCGGUUGGCCUAUUUCAUUUUGUGUGUUGUCAAACCUGAGUGGUUAGCGUGUUUUUACUACCUUUUGAGUUUGUAUCAUCUGGUACCUUAGUAGAAUUCGAGAGACUAUUGUUUAUGAUACUUUUGUCAGACGGGGCACAUGUUUGCAACCCUGUGCUAGUUUACAUUAACUCCGGUGUUGGUGUUA